Messenger RNA from Anastrepha ludens (Mexican fruit fly), 8765 nucleotides. RefSeq names its product four and a half LIM domains protein 2 (gene Lmpt). The transcript has 4 exons. Bases 1339 to 8253 code for a protein of 2304 amino acids. Gene Ontology annotation, cellular component: Z disc; nucleus. The record is from RefSeq and is a predicted model, not a curated record. Lineage: Eukaryota; Metazoa; Arthropoda; Insecta; Diptera; Tephritidae. Gene Ontology annotation, molecular function: zinc ion binding; transcription coregulator activity.
CAAAUGCGCGCGUGAGUGUGUGUGUGUGUGCUAUGUGCAUAUUGUUAAAAAACGCAAUUUUUCGUCUGCUGCAACCAGCCGCUGCUGCUCGUUUUCGUUGAGAGUUCUAAUUUAGGCGGUCCGUUCACUUACGCCUCGGUGCGGUCUCUUGCUGAUAUCAUCGCUCAUUUGAUUAGACGCAGUUCGUUCGAUUAGUAUUAGAUCUCAUUGCACUUAACGGCGCGCAAGUAAGUUCACUUGCCACAAGUAAUUCGAAAAAUAGCCGAGGCAGUCAUUUCCAAGAAGUGCUCUUUCUUAACAAUUGGCAGUGCUCGCCGCUGGUUCGCUCGAUUUUCAAGCACGCAUAGAUUAUUAAAAUUAAAAAAAAAAUAAUAAAAAUUAAAUAUUUAUAUAAAAAAAUUGCUAAUUUGUAACGGUUUGCAAUUGUUAACCUUGAAUGCGUGUGCGGCGCGAGUGCGAUUAUCGAAGUGCUCACAUAAAUCGCGUCCAUAUUUUUCUUGUCUUGUGCCAAGAAAUUCCAAGGCAUUCGCACUUGAAUUUUCGCAAAAAUAAAAUAAAGUGGCAUACAAAUAUACGUAUGCAUGUACAUAACAAAAUAUUGUGUGUGAUUCGGAAGAGUAAUGCAAAUUUGUGUAUAUGAAAAUUUAAAAUUGAAUUUUUGAAAAUUUUCAUUUGGUGAAUUACACAAUCAGUGAAGCAGCAAGGCUGGUGUGGUGAAAUUUAUAUAAUAUUAACGCGCACGAGCAGGCGGGCGACAAGCAGUGCAUAUUUGUACAUGUAACCAGCCAGCCGGUGAAGCUAGUGACGGUUUGGUUGGCCGCUAUAGCAGCGCGCAAUUCGUAAGCGCUUCAACACGAAAUUUCCCUUUUCUUCGAAAAAAUACGAACUACACAGUACGCCGAUUAAACAGUUUACCGCGCUACUGGUUCCUAUCGUACAUCGUUCAAGUGUUGGUGAAUAGUUGGUGGCUUCGUCAGUUGGUCGUAUCACUUGUGGUCGCGGUAGCGAGUUGCUUAUAGGACGCAUUCUCUCCGACCGACACUGCAGUCCGCCACUAAACAAAUUGCGUGCGUAUCUGCAAUCACUUUAGAUUUUUUUUUAUAUUUCUGAAACUGCAAUAAAUUGGUGGUGUCGUGCGAUUCUCAAGUGCAGCGUUGAAGAAAAGAAGAAUUUACCGAAUUUGUGGUCAUUUGUACGUUUCAAGGGUGUUUAAGGUAGUAAAGUAAGGAACGAGCGUGAUUUUAAGGAAUCUUGUGCCACCAGCUCAAUCGAUUUCAAUAAAGAAAUCAACACAUUUUCCACAACCGAAACUCAUUGCUGAACGUAAACAACAACAAAAUGGGUGAUGACCUUCUACCCGAACUGGGUGAUCUUGUCUUCUCGGUACUUAUCGGCUAUGCAGGUGCUUUGCAAUUUCUCUAUGUUGUGCGUCAUCUAUAUCACUGGAGCUGCGGCCAUGUGGCCAGAACAGAAAAUGAUGCAGAAAGUCUCAAACGGUUGCAAGAGCGUAUGCGCAACGAGCUGGCGGAGGCUGAAGCGAAAGAAUUGCAGGCAGGUACACAGGUUAUGAAAGAUGGUUUGCUUUACAAGGACGGCUUUCGCACUGAUGCAGAGCAGUUAAAAAAUGAUCGUCUUAGAGCUGAGCAGAGCACACCGGAAGCGCGUGAAAAGCGCAAAAAGGAAAUUGAAUCAGAAUUGAAGCGUCAAAAGGAGAUUGAAGAGAAAACACGUGCGCAACUGGCGGAAGCUGAAGCACAGUUAGAACAACAGCGUAAGCAAGCUGCUGAAGAGCUCGCGGCAAGGCAACAAGCCGAGGAGGAGAGAGCGAAAGAAGCAGAGCGCGAAGAAGCACGCAAAUUGUUAGAGAGAGAGCAGAUGCGCGUAGAGGAGGAGCGCAGGCGAGAAGUAGAGGAAGAAGCACGUAGAAAGCGAGAAGCAGAAGAAGAAGCACGCAGAGUCGCCGAGGAAGAAGCUGCUAGAAAGCGUGCUGAAGAAGAAGAAAUAAAACGCCAAGAACAAGAGGAAGCGUGCAAGGCUGCUGAAGAAGAAGCAAAGCAAAAACGUGCUGCAGAGGAAGAAGAGAAACGCCGCCUUGAGAAGCAAGCACGCAAAGCAGCCGAAGAAGAAGAGUUGGCGCAGAAGCUUGCUGAGGAAGAAGAGGCACAGCGACGUCGUGAAGUAAGGGAAGCUGAAGAGCAGUCGCAAAAGUUGUUGGAAGCCGAGAGGCAACACGAGCUCGAGCAGCGUAAGCGAGAAGCUGAAGAGGAAGCAAUAAAAGGACACAUUGAAAACUGGACUGGCACUAAUAAUAGAGACGAAGAAGAAGACGCUGAAAACGAGCGAAAAUUGUUUGAAGCAGAGCAAUUGCACGAAGAAGAACAGCGAGCAUAUGAUAUGGAGGAAGCACAAAAUGAGGGUGAAUCUGAAAGCGCACCAGACGACGAGGAGGAGGAGGAGGAGAUUAAGUUCAACCGUAUGUUCGCGAAUGAAGCGCUUGCAAGCAAGAAACAAAAUGAGUUGGAAGAAGCAGAAACUUUGGAUAGCAUAAUGCAACUGCUCGAUGCCGAAAGUGACCGUCAGGUGCGUGAAAAAGAAUUUGAAGAAGAGGCAGCACGUGAACGUGGCGAGAAACAGAGACUAAUCGAGGAGAAUGCACGUAAGUUUCUCGAAGCCGAUCAGGAAAUGGAGCAACUACUUGAGUCUGUGCAAAAACAACGACGCCUCUCUGCCACAGAAAGUGCACCACAAUCGCCAGUUUUCGAAGAACCAUGCAUAAGAAAGACGAUGAGUCCACUCUCCGAUAACUCUGACAGUGGGGGCGGUGAACGUGUGACACAAACUGUUAAAACACAGUUCGGCCAAACCAGCAGCGAACCAUAUUCUUUGACAACAAAACCGCUACUAUUCAAGAGUAUAUCCGAUGAUGCUCCAUCUUUAGAGCCACAUAGCUCGUUGAGUGCACAACCCUCAGACGAAUUCGAGACCGAUGCAUAUGAAACACUACACAACACAAUCGAUGUGCAAUUUACACAGCUGGAGCGUCAAGCACCCGACGGUGAGGAUAAUGACAAUACAUCUCCCACACAAUACACCGAUGACUAUUUACGCUCACUCGAUGGCAUCAAGCAGCGACCUUUGGUGCGUGAGGAUGGUUCUGGACGUAGACGCGCUUUCAAGAAGCGUCGUUCCAGUGGCAGUUCGAACUCAUCAUUUGAAUCACGCGCCUCACGCGAGGAAGAACUAAAAAUGUUCACUUCGUUGGAAGAGGAAGAGCUAAAAGCAACGAAGGAGGGCGAAACGGAUUUCACACCAAUAAAAUAUUCAAAUGACCAGCUUUUGAAGGUAAAACCACCUCGCCGACGUCACAAGCGUAGCCCGGCAAAAGAUGCUAAGCCAAGCGAUAGAAGUUUAAGAGGUUCUUUGGAGAUGCUUAACGAAGAAGCAAAUACCAAUCCAUGGGGUGAAGUUGCACCAGAGCACUACAAGGAUAUGCCGUUUUGGAAGCAUGAGAAGUCCAUGUCCAUCGAUGAGGAAACAAUUGAAAGUGAGCUACCUGCUGCAGAGAAGGAGGAAGCGCGGGAUGUUAAUGCCAGAAAUUUACCCACUGCCUCAGUAUUUGAGGAAGCAACGAACACACAAAACGAAGAAGCCAUAACCGUAUUGCAGAGACAAAAGACCAAGGAAGAACAGGAAACCGUUGACGAUCAACAACAACCGGUGUCUGAUGAGCCAGCUCGAAGUGACAUUCAACCAAAUCUUCAAACUGAACAGAAUAUAACUCCAAAUUCUUCAAUUGGCCGUAAAUCUGCUUCCCCUCGCUUGCGCCGCAGUCCUCGUAUCGACGAAAUAGACCAGUACGAAGAAAUGUGGAACAAAGCCAACGAGCCAAUUAGCGCGCAAACAGCAACCACGCCUACUACACCGAACACCCCUUCCAUUACUAUUAAUAAAGCACCAGACAAUGCGCCUUGGCGGGAUCAAUAUGGGCUCUUAAUGGAGGGAAUUAGUGACUUUUACGACUUCACUGCUAUGGUGAAUCCUUCGCGCUCACGCUCAACAUCGCGCCAAGUUUCGCCCGCGUCUUCACAACCGUGUACACCAGCUCCUAAGAAUGUAGAGUGUAAGUCUUUUCAAGGUAUUAAUGAUACUCCCGUAGAUGUCUAUGAUGAUACUGGGCAUAUUGUGGAGGUCGAGCUGACAAAAGAAAAUGUAGUGAAUUUCAUAGAAUCCUUGCAAAAUGAUUGCGUUAAAUUGUCUCAGACGAUCAACGAACAAUUGCAAAAUGUCGCCGAUUCACCAAAUGUUAAUGAGGCAGGAGCUGAAGAAGGUUCACGACUCGAAAUGAGUCUGCUAGUUCAAACAUUGGGCGUUGAACGGCAAUCUAGAUCGCGAUCCUGUUCACCACUACCAACAGGUGACCAGCUUAAUCGUAGUGUGGAAGCGUUAAAUCUUCAUAUCUCGGAUAAUGUUAACGCAACUGAGGAGACACUAAAUAUUUGUGAGUCUCCGUCGAGCUCUACUGAAGCAGCAAGCAUGCCUGCCAGUACCAGCUUACUAGUUGAAGAGCAGCGUACAAGAUCCAGAUCGCGUUCUCGUUCACCGCUCCCAACGCCAAACAACCUUGCACGUAGCCUAGAAACACGGCGUUCAAGACGCAUAAAACAAAAUGAUGAGCUAAUAGAAAAGCUUGGUUUAGAUAUCAACACGAGUCGGACACCGAGUCCAACGGAGUUGCAUAGCGAUAAAUCUCCCGAAAGUCCUGAAAGCCCCGAAUGCGAAUACUCGAAAGAGAGCAUAAGUCUUAUGGUGGAGUCUUUACGCGUGGAUAGAAUACAUUCGCAUUCACGCUCGCGCUCGCGUUCACCGUUGCCCACGGCAGAGAACAUAAGAACCGGUUUAGAGCAUCGACGCAAGAAAAAAAUUCUACAAAACGAUGAACUUUUUCAGCAGCUUAAUGCGUCUACUAGUUUGGACAUGAAGUCAACCACUGCACCGAUCAUUUCUAUACAAGAUUAUGAUGAAGAACCAGCAAACGAGAGAACAGUUACUGGGCGUGAAGAAAGCGACUGUUCUCUUGAGAACAUUAAUAGUUUGGUGCAAUCACUCCGCUUGCGACGCUCACGUUCGAAAUCGCCGAUGAGACGCCUUGAGCGAGAGCGCACACCAGAGCCGAGUAAUAUGCGCGUGGGUAUAAUGGAAUCAGACGAAUUGAGUGAGGGCGAAGAUGAACAUGAUAGAAGGUCUCGUACGCCUUCCCGUUCUGUAUCGAUUUCACCCACUCGUAACCGCAAAUAUUCUCCACAACCAAGUGCAGAGACCGACUUCCAUGUGAUGUUAAAUCUGGAAGCAUCACAAAAUAGGACACUUUUCAAAUGCAGCGAAGAAAUGGAGAGCAUACUGGCUGAGAAGCAGCGGCAAGUGGACGCAGAGGCUUUGCGUAAAUUGAGUAACGCAAGUGAGGAAAUGGAGCUGCGCACCGUGACACCCGUCACACCAUCAGAGAGUGAAGAUAAGAACAAACUUAUGGGUAUGCCGUUCGAGGAGCGUUUGCGCCAACUGCGUUGCUCACCGACCACGCCCGAUUACGAUCGCACCAUUUCACAAGAGUGGAACGAUGUGCAACGCAUCAAGGAUGAAAUAUUGGCAAGUGGAUUCAAGCGUUCAACUUAUGUCGGCGAGUCUUUGGAUCUCGGCAGUGAAUUUGCACCGCUGCGUGAACAAACGGCACACUUUCGUCGCUCGCGUAGUCCAUCGCCUUCACUUGUUGCUACCGAACCACUAGAAACAGCUGAAAAGCGGCGCGAGGUACAGGACAAAAUACUGAGCGAACUGCUUUUGGCGUCGGAACAAGUAGUCGAUAUGGAACGUUUGGGUGCAAAGCCUAAAGAAUUACGUUCAUUGUCAAAGGAAAUUCAGGAGACUCAGUACGAUGAGUUGCGACGGCUGAACGCAGAGUUUCAGCGCUCGCGUAGUCAAAGUCGUUCACCACUUGGUGAGGUAGAGGCAAAGGAAGUGCAGCAAAUCGAGGGCGAGGCGAAAAAACGGGAAUUCGAAGACAAAGUGAAUAGCAUAGAGAAAUCAGAUAUUAAUUUUCAGACAUUCUCGCGCUAUCUUAAUGCUGGUUUUCUUGACAAUGAACGCCGAGCAUCCGACUCGGCGCUAAUUCAGAAACCAGAAGUUAUUAUCCAGCUGCAGGAGCUUGAAGAGGAUUUUGAUGUAGAGCCAGAGAAUUAUCAUCAUUUCCGGCGUUUCUCAUUGAAUCAAGAGCAAUCGAUCGAGGAGUACCCUAAUGAUGACUACGUUUUUGUUUCACAAAUCGAAGUGCAAACACCUAAAGGUACUCGUACCUGGAUACGAGAAGAUUACUACAGCGAAGAUUUCGAUCAGAUAAGUUUGAUUUCAGAAGAAAUGGGUGGCAAUGUUGCGAUUCCAAAAGAUGAUGUAAGCGAAGCAAUGGAAGAACAUUUUCGUGUUUGGGAAGAGGAGGAAACUGAUGGCAGUGAAGAUGAGCGACAAACCGUGGUAGAGGUGGAGGAUGAAAUCGAUGAGGAUAUAUGUGACUUUAACGAACGUGGUCCCGCUGACGAGUCCCACCACGAACAAUCCGAAUGCGAAGAAGCAGAGCGAGAAAUGGAUCGUUAUGCGGGUAGAGAGGCAAACGAUUGGCAGCACGUGGACAAUAUCGAUGAACUGCUGGCAGAUGAUAUUCUAAUAGCUGGUGAAGAAGAAGGUGCGGUUGGUGGUGCGGCUAGUGCUUUGGAUUAUGACUCUGACUCAGCAGCAAUCGAUGAGAUCUACGAUGAAGCUAUCAAAAAUCGUAAACAGUCUGGAAUUCUGCGCGACUAUGACAGCAUUCUGAAGGAAAUGCAAAAGAACUACAUUGACAAUGCGGGCACGACCGAUGGCAGCGAAGGUGACAUGAGCGCCAUGAGCGAUAAUGAACCCAAAAAAGGAGAAACGAAAAAAGAAGGCAAGCCAACGCUGAAAUUGAUAAAGAAUGAGUAUCGUGAACACGAGCUACGAUACUUGGGCGAUGCAAGUGUGCAUGAAAGACAAUCAACGCGCUUGCGCACGCGUUACGGCUAUAUGCCACAGCUGCACGGCAGUGGUGUGGAAGAUUUAGACGUGGAAGUGGAUCUAAGUUACAAGCCGAAAAGAGAGUAUAAUUGGCGCAAGAACUUUAAAAUCGAAGACGAUGAGGCAGACACAAACAAGGAAGAAAAACCGGACACUGACACAAGCGCUAAUGUAGACGAAGAGAAAUCACACUUCGAUUUGAGAAAAUUCAGCUUGGGUGGUGAGAGCAUAACUUUGUUCAGUCAAGGUGCAGAAGGAGUUUGUUACGAGGCUGAUGAAAAUCAGCUUACCCCUGACACCAUUCAAGAGGAAACGGAGUACGCAACAAAUGAAGUGGCGGAGGUAACGGAGUUGAGUACAACAGUGAGAGACCAAGAGGAGUUGGUGGAGAAACCGGUGAAGAAAAAGAAAAGUAAAAAGAAGUCACGUAGGGAGGCGCGAAACAAUAGUAAAGAAUAUUACACUAAAGACGAAGAUGACUCCGAGAAUCAGUGCUAUAGUCGGCGCAACAGUAGCAUACAAAUGGAAACUGAUUCGCCAAAACGCACAGUGUCACGAUCGCGACGCAACUCCAAAAAUAGUUUGAUCAACGAUGAAUUGAAUGGUGGGAGCCUCUUUUCACCGCGCAGUAGUGUGGUAGCCGAAGAACCGUUGGCUAGUCUUACACAAGAAGGUAGCGCAGCAGCAGCAGGAGCAGCCACCAAGAAGAAGCUUAAAAAGCGCAAGAAGACAAAAGAAGCUUUCGGCGCACCUGAAGCUGACAUCAAAGAGGAGUUGGGCAUGCAGUCGCUCUAUUUCGAUUUAUCGGUUAAUGUACCAACCGCCUCGGCGGCUGUUUCUCCUGUUACAGCGGGCAUUAAUCCGCUCGCCACAUUGAGUCCUCAACCCAGUAUAUGCACGCCAACCAGCUCCGUCGACUCGGAAACACCUGAAUUGAAAGAAUUGCUUAGUGCCUCUUCUGCGGAAGGCUCACCUACGCAACGAGCACAACAAACCAAUGCUGUGGAGGCGAGGAUUUCAGCAGCCGCAGAUGCUUUGCUAACGGCACCAGCUACAGCACCUGAUGCCGUUGUAACGGCGGCCACACACACCACAACUACACCAACGACCACAACAAGAACGUCAGUGGAUAAUUUCGAUAUGCUGAAGGACGCCAAUUUCUAUCCGCUUUUCUAAAUGUCGCUGCAAACAAACUCAUAGUCGAAAAGAAUAUCCAAAGUACCUCUAAUAGCCUUAAACUGCAUCCGCACCUGCACCUGCACCUGCAUCUGCAUCUCGUACACAGCAACUUAAGUAUAUAUACAUAUAUAUGAGUUAAGUUCAUAUCGAACCGCCGCAACACAGUCAUCAAACAGUUCACCUCCGACCUAAACGCGCUUUUAAACGAAAUCCGACCAGCAAAUCCCAAAUUGUGCCAAAAGACAUUUUACUUUUUUAUAUAAUUUUUUUUAUGUUUUUUUUUUUGCUUAACAUAAUUUAUGAAUUUAUGUACAUACCGACAAAUUAUUAUUUUUUUUAUUGCUGAUAAUUCGAGUAUAGUAUUUUAUAAAUGACGAUUUGCUGAAUAAUUACGAAAACACACACAUACACACAACUAAAUAAAUCUGUAUACAAAUCCUUUAAAUUAAGUAGUUACGUUCUUAUAAAAAUAUAAAAAAAGUAGCUUGCAAAUAAAAAUAUGUUUGGAA